AUGCCUGAUGAUUAUCAGCUGGUGACUGGGUCUAAACACUGGAAACGGAAAAUGCGCACGAUUUUUAAGUGUUUAGAUGCCAAUUGUGACGGCUACCUGACAAGAGACGACUAUGAGACCACUGGUAGACGGGCUGCCGGGUACUUAGGUCUAAAUGGUGAUCAGUGUGAGGAUGUCGUAAAGCAGUUCCUUUAUGCCUGGGAUCAUCUUGACAAGGACAUAGCUGACAAAGUAGCAGAAGAGGAGUAUGUGCACAUUUUAUUCACAAUCGUAAACCAAGACUCAUUCCGGCGAGAUUUGUAUCCAACGCGCUUAGCCACGAAUUUCAACUUAAUAGACACGGAUGGCAAUGGUCUUAUAUCCAAAGAAGAACAUGCAGCUUUUUACAAGGGCAUGCGCAUUUCUGCUGAGGAGGCGAACAGAGCUUUCUACUUGAUGGACAGCAAUGGAGAGGGAUUCAUAUCGCUUGAAGAUUGUGCGAAAGUGUAUCUGGAGUUUGUUUUUACUGAGGAUCCAAAUAAUAAAUACAAUGAGAUCCUCGGUCCCCUUGUUGACUAA
Lingula anatina is the source of this 558-nucleotide messenger RNA. RefSeq names its product luciferin-binding protein-like. The record is from RefSeq and is a predicted model, not a curated record. Gene Ontology annotation, molecular function: calcium ion binding. Lineage: Eukaryota; Metazoa; Brachiopoda; Lingulata; Lingulida; Lingulidae.